Messenger RNA from Morchella importuna, 651 nucleotides. RefSeq lists its product as uncharacterized. The transcript has 2 exons. NCBI's taxonomy places the organism in Eukaryota, Fungi, Ascomycota, Pezizomycetes, Pezizales, Morchellaceae. The coding region runs from base 1 to 651 and encodes 216 amino acids. The record is from RefSeq and is a predicted model, not a curated record.
AUGCACACCCUCCACACCCUCCACCCCCUCCUCCCCUUCCUCCUCCUCACCACCCCCGCCACCAGCACCCCCGCCCUCCCCCUCGCCCUCACCGCCACCCUCCUCAUCACCACACACACCACCCAACUCUAUACCUGCCCAUCCCCGUGGACCUACUUCUGCUUCCGCUCCGGCACGCCCCCCGCCGCCACCUCCUCCUGCGAAUGCUACGCCAUGACACCCGCAACAGCCACCUGCCCGACAGGCACAAGAAAGUACUGUAGCGACUACAUUACUACCGAGUGUUCGUGCUCGUACCCGAAGCAGCCCGACUGCCCGCCCAUGUUCGACUUUGAGUGUGUGCCGGCCCCGCCGGAGAUGCGGAAGGAGGCCACGUGGGUGUGUACGUGUAGUGGGAGGGUGUAUGGGGAGAGGGCGUGUCCGAGGGGGUUUGCGAGUCGGUGUGGGCCGGGGGGCAGUGGCGGGGAGGGGAGGGGGUGUAGGUGUAGGAGGAGUAGGGGGUAUUUGAGUAUGUAUACGCCGAGGCCGGGAAAGGGGGGGAAGGCUAAGGAUAUGGUGGAUAUGGGGGAGACGGAGGUGGAGGAUGUGGAGGAUAUGGUGGAGCUGGUAGAGGUGGAGGGAGAUGAGAAUUGGGAGUACGAGCUCAAAUGA